Molecule: messenger RNA, 714 nt
Organism: Salpingoeca rosetta
Lineage: Eukaryota; Choanoflagellata; Craspedida; Salpingoecidae
Exons: 1
Coding region: 1-714 (237 amino acids)
Source: RefSeq, a predicted model, not a curated record
AUGCCAGUCAACGUGACAACCACGUCGAUGCCAGUCAACCUGACAACAGUAGCCACAGCAUCGAUGCCAGUCAACGUGAGCACAACAUCCAUGCCAAUCAACGUGACAACCACCUCUAUGCCAGUCAACCUGACAACAGCAGCCACAGCGUCAAUGCCAGUCAACGUGAGCACAACAUCCAUGCCAGUCAGCGCGACCACCACCUCUGUCCAUCCCCACUCCUCUCCUGCAACAACAAUGCACCCUCCGUCAUCCUCAGCAACAACAACAACUUCAACCACCACCACGACAACAACAACAACAACAACAACAACAACAACAACAACAACAACAACAACAACAACAACAACAACAACAACAACAACAACAACAACAUCUUCGUCUACCUCCACCUCGACGUCCACAUCCACCUCGACUGGCGCUGGGUCCUCGUUCCCGGCACAGUCAUCCACCAACACGGCACCACCUGUAUCUGGCAGCACAACACCAGCAGCCACGACGACAACAACGAGUGGGGGCCGUGGGUCGACUGCUGGUAGCGGGUCGAGCAAACCAAAGGGGUGGGAGGCAGCCGUUGGCGUGCUGGUUACGCUGCUGGUGGUCGUUGUUAUCGGCGCGUAUCUGUAUGUGAAACGGAGUGCGAAGAGGGGCGGUGCUGAUCAGGUCAACUACUCGUUUGACAACCCUUUGUACGAGGAAGACAUCAACGUGUAA